CAAAUGUUUGUUCUCCGUUCGUUUAGUAUGCAAUGCUCUUUGUACAAAACGAAAUACUGAACGCUGAAGCUUAGUGUUUUUGGUCCUCGCGAAUGAAAUAAUUGACCGGCAUCGAAUUAAAUAUCAAAAAUGGGUGAUGAAGAAGAACCAAAGGAGUAUCGCUGGGAAACCGGCUACGAACGAACAUGGGAAUCGAUUAAAGAAGACGAAGAAGGACUGGUGGAAAGUGCCAUUAUAGAAAUCAUACAAAAAGCCAAACGAAAACGUCAACUCAAGAAACGAGGUCAUCGGCGACUUGGAAUGAUGAGACACAUUUAUUUAGUUAUCGACUGCUCGGAAUCGAUGGGUUUACCGGAUUUAAAACCAACUCGUAUGAUUUGCACAGUAAAGCUUCUGGAAAUAUUUAUCGAAGAAUUUUUCGAUCAAAAUCCGAUUUGUCAACUUGGAAUCAUUAUGAUGAAGGACAAACGUGCCGAAAAAUUGUCCGAUUUAUCGGGCAGUGCUCGAAAGCAUAUUCGUUCAUUGAAAGAUUUGAUUGUGUGCCCAGGUGAACCGUCACUCCAAAAUGGUUUAGAUUUAGCACGAAAAUCAUUGAAAAUGUUGCCAUCGCACGCUAGCCGGGAAAUUGUUUGUAUUAUGAGUAGUCUGACAACGUGCGAUCCCACCGAUUUAUUAGUUACAAUAGAUACUUUGAAAAAAGAUGGAAUUAGAUGUAAUAUGUUGAGCUUGUCGGCUGAAAUACGUGUUUGCCGUCACCUAACCGAACAAACAAAUGGCACUUAUGCCGCCGUCUUAGAUGGCGCACAUUAUCGCGAUCAAUUGAUGCAGUACAUCGAUCCACCGUUGGCAAAUCGAACACAAGAAAAUUCACUCAUCAAAAUGGGAUUCCCUCAUGUACAGCACGAAGAAGGCAAAGAUCCACCGUUAACAAUGUGCAUGUGUCACAUUGACAAUACAGAUGAACCGAGUAAAUUGUCAACGGGUGGUUUUAAUUGUCCGCAAUGUGCCAGUAAAUAUUGUGAAUUACCACUUGAAUGUCUAUCGUGUGGACUAACAUUGGUAUCUGCACCGCAUUUGGCUCGGUCAUAUCAUCAUUUGUUUCCAAUUGCAAAUUUUAUUGAAUGUCCAUUCAAUCAACAAACCGACAAAUGUUAUGCAUGUCAAAAAAUAUUUACCGAUGGCGCUGCCGAUAAAACGAUUUACCGAUGCCAAACAUGUAAAAAAUAUUUUUGCAUGGAUUGUGAUAUAUUCAUCCAUGAAACAUUACACACUUGCGUUGGCUGUGCCACAACCAAGUAAAACAAUUGAUGUGUAGCAUUGCUCAAUUUGAAGGACAAUAAAAAUGAUUAAAUUAAAAUAAA
This is a messenger RNA of Contarinia nasturtii (swede midge), 1361 nucleotides long. It is a transcript of the gene Ssl1, whose product is annotated as general transcription factor IIH subunit 2. The coding region runs from base 130 to 1299 and encodes 389 amino acids. The transcript has 4 exons. The record is from RefSeq and is a predicted model, not a curated record. NCBI's taxonomy places the organism in Eukaryota, Metazoa, Arthropoda, Insecta, Diptera, Cecidomyiidae. Gene Ontology annotation, biological process: nucleotide-excision repair; DNA-templated transcription; regulation of transcription by RNA polymerase II. Gene Ontology annotation, cellular component: transcription factor TFIIH core complex; transcription factor TFIIH holo complex. Gene Ontology annotation, molecular function: zinc ion binding.